Messenger RNA from Coregonus sp. 'balchen', 898 nucleotides. The record is from the annotation of a GenBank genome assembly. NCBI's taxonomy places the organism in Eukaryota, Metazoa, Chordata, Actinopteri, Salmoniformes, Salmonidae.
AUGUUGCAGGGAUAUAUCCUGCAAGUCCUUAAGGCCUCUCAUCUCCUGCAACAUCAUAUGCUUCAGGGACUAAUCCUGCAAGACACUUCCUGCACAAACACUUCCAACAUGUACAAUUAUUAUGCCAACACUUCAAUCACAGACACUUCCUGCCCAGACACUUCCAACGCAGACACUUCCUGUCUGGACAGUUCCUGCACGGACAAGUCCUGUGAGGCUGUGGAGUGAUGCGGCUAAGACUGCGGUGAAGUAUCAAAUGGGACACUUUAUCUAAAUGAUGGAGGUUCCAGGUAAACGGGACUGUGAAGUAUGCCUCCACAAUGAACCAGCUCUACAAGACAGGACAUGGAGAGACAUCAAAAACUAUGUGCACAACACAGUAAAAUCUAUUAAAAGGAAGAAGGGCCUUACAAGAGUGGACCCCAGGAAAUGGACAAAGAAAGGAGCGGCAAAGAAACAAACAGAAACAAAAGAGGCAAAGAGUGCUAAGGAAUGGGUUGGUGGAACAAGGACAGUACCUUCACAGGGUCAAGAGGAGAGACUAGAGGCAGUUCCUGUUGCUGUGGCAACACCAAGGAAACAGAAAAUAUGGGGUGAUGAGGCUCAGGCUGCGGUGAGGCGGCAGCUAGAAGACUUCACUAAACUGAUGAAGAUUCCAGGUGAAACGGAAUGUGAUGCAUGUAUUGCAGCUGAACCAGCUCUACAAGGCAGGACAUGGAAAGAUGUAAAAAACUAUGUGCAUAACACAUUAAUGACGAUGUGCAGGAGGCAUAUUUCAGGCAAACAAAACAUGGACCAUGAAAAACCAAGUCCAGUGACACAGAAACCAGGGGUGCAACAGAAACCAGGAGUGCCUUUGGGACUUCCAGAAGAUCUUCCUGUUUAUCUGUACUUAUGA